ACAUUGAUUUAUUUAAUUAUCUCGUCGCGAUCCGGCGAGAGUUUCAUCUCUCGAUCGAUCAGAAAUGGCGGGGCAAAAUGCGACCAACACUGAUCUAUUCGAUGCGUAUUUCAGACGAGCAGAUUUGGACGGUGACGGUCAGAUCAGUGGAGCUGAAGCCGUCGGUUUCUUCCAAGGCUCAAAUUUACCCAAACAAGUCCUCGCGCAGGUAUGGACACAUGCUGAUCAGAGAAAAGCUGGCUUUCUUAAUCGAGCAGAAUUUUACAAUGCUCUUAGACUCGUUACUGUGGCACAAAGUAAGCGAGAAUUGACUCCAGACAUAGUGAAGGCAGCAUUAUACAGUCCUGCUUCAGCUAAAAUCCCUGCUCCCCAAAUAAAUCUUGCAGCUACACCGAGUUCUCAGUCUAGGCCGGGAGCACCUGCUCCACAGUUGAGUGCUAACCAACCACCAUCACCUCAAAACAUUGGUGUUAGAGGACCACACGGCCUUGGUAAUGCAAGCACUGUUGGAAAUGCUCCACAGUUGAGUGCUAACCAACCACCAUCACCUCAAAACAUUGGUUUUAGAGGACCACAAGGCCUUGGAAAUGCAAGCACAAACCAACAGUUUUUCCCAUCUCAACCAAAUCAGUUUAGGCCACCCCAAUCAGUGUCUUCUGGUGCUGGACCUCAUCCCCAACAAAUGCUUGCAAGCCGAAGUAUGCUAAGUGGAAGUACUAUGCAAGUGGCUCGCCCUCCAACUUCAAAUGUAUCAACUAAUUAUCUUGGUGGAGCUACAGGUGGUCCUUUGGGGCCUGCAACUUCACAAGUGCCUACCAGAGGGAUUAGUCCUUCCAAGGCUCAGGAUGGAUUUGGUUUGACAGCUUCAAGUUUGACUCCCUCUGUUCAACCUAGACCACCAGCAACAUCAGGGCAGACUCCAGCUACUGCUCCAGCGCACCAAGUUUCAAAUUCUGAAGCUUUGGUUGUUUCAGGCAAUGGGUUUGCCUCUGGCUCACUUUUUGGAGAUGUAUUUUCUGCAACUCUAGUUCAACCAAAGCAACCUGUCGUGACAUCUUCUGCAGGUAGCUUACCUGUCUCAAGCACAAUUGUUCCAGCAUCCUCUGCGCCUGAACCAUCAGUGAAACCCAGUUCAGUUGAAUCCUUACAGACUUCAAUUCCUCAGCAACCUUUGGGUGGUCAGUAUCAGCAAGGUCGGUCAGCAGUGAAACUGAAUAACCAGUUUCCAGUUCAGAGUACCACUGCUUCUACUUCAACUGGGUUUCCUGUUGGAGCUGCAAAUCCAGCUUCUACUCAGCCCAAUAUUCCAUGGUCAAAAAUGACUCAGUCUGAGGUUCAGAAGUAUACUAAAGUUUUUGUGCAAGUAGACACAGAUAGAGAUGGGAAAAUCACUGGUGAACAGGCGCGUAACCUGUUCUUGAGUUGGAGGCUCCCAAGAGAGGUUUUAAAACAGGUGUGGGAUCUAUCUGACCAAGAUAACGACAGUAUGCUCUCUUUGAAGGAAUUCUGCAUUGCUCUCUAUUUGAUGGAACGUUUCAGAGAAGGGCGCCCUCUUCCUACGAUGCUUCCAAGCACCAUCGUGCCUGAAGAUGCUCUAUUUUCUCUUCCAGGCCAGCCUACAGUUCCACAUGGUAGUGCAGCUUGGGGCCAUGUUGGAGGUUUACAACCACCACAUGGUGCUAGACCUCCUGCAGGAAAGCCACCAAGGCCGGUUCCUGCUCAUCAGCCUGAUAGAACUGUACAGCCGGUUCAACAAAAAUCCAAAGUUCCUCCUCUGGAAAAGCAUCUUGUGGAUCAACUAAGCAAAGAAGAACAGGAAUCGUUGAACGCAAAGCUUAAAGAGGCAACUGAGGCAGAUAAAAAGGUUGAAGAAUUGGAAAAGGAGAUAUUGACUUCUAGAGAGAAGAUACAAUUCUAUCAUGCCAAGAUGCAGGAACUUAUUUUAUACAAAAGCAGAUGUGACAAUCGACUAAAUGAGAUCACAGAAAGGGUGGCUGGUGACAGACGUGAGGUCGAGUUGUUGGCGAAGAAGUAUGAGGAGAAAUAUAAGCAGUCUGGAGAUGUAGCCUCCAAACUAACUCUUGAAGAGUCCACAUUUCGUGAUAUUCAGGAGAAAAAAAUGGAUUUAUAUCAGGCAAUUGUCAAAAUGGAAGGAGAUAGUGGUGAUGGUUCUCUUCAGCAACGUGCUGAUACAAUCCAAGUAGGCCUGGAAGAACUAGUGAAAAAUUUGAAUGAACGCUGCAAACAAUAUGGAUUGCGUGCUAAACCAACUUCACUGGUUGAGCUUCCCUUUGGUUGGCAACCUGGAAUCCAAGAAGGAACAGCUGAUUGGGAUGAAGAUUGGGACAAGUUUGAAGACGAAGGAUUCACUUUUGUCAAGGAACUCACGCUUGAUGUGCAAAAUGUCAUAGCCCCGCCAAAACCAAAAUCUUCACUAGUUCGAAAAGAUGUGACUUCUAUGAACAAUGGUUUAAAUACUUCAUCCUCAGAUACUGAAGCUAAACCCGAGAAGGUCAUGAGUAAAGGUGAAGAGAACACUGAAAAUGAAUUGGCCCAUGAUCAAACUGAGAAUGGCUUGGCAAGAAGUCCUCCUGACAGUCCAGCUGGAAGUGCUGCAGCAGAGAGCAAAUCUCAAGAAGUCCAAGAUUCCCAAAUGAGGAACAUUGGUGCUGAUGGCUCACCCCAUGAUAAAGAAACACGAAGUGAUCAGGACGGUACUGAAUCCGUUUUUUCGGGAGACAAAGUAUUUGAUGAACCUAGUUGGGGAACAUUUGAUACUCAUUAUGAUACAGAAUCAGUUUGGGGCUUUGACACAGAGAGUACCAAGGACAUGGAUCAUGACAGACGUGAAAGUUCUCUAUAUGGUCUUGAUGACUUUGGUCUGAAGCCCAUAAAAACAGAUUCCUCUCGCAGCAAUAACAUGUUUCUGGGGAAGAGCUCAUCAAUUUUUGCAGAUUCUGUUCCAAGCACCCCUGCUUACAGUACUUAUGGAAACUCUCCACGGAGAUUUAGUUCAGGGCCAGAUGAUUAUUCCUUCGACAAGGGGAAGAGUAUAUUUGCAGAUUCUGUUCCUAGCACUCCUGCCUAUAGUUUUGGAAACUCCCCACGAAGGUUUAGUAUGGGAUCAGAGGAGCCUUCGUUUGACAGCUUCUCUAGGUUUGAUUCGUUCAACACACGUGACAGUGGAUUCUUCCAGUCUCCACGCCAUACUCUUGAUAGAUUUGAUUCUAUCCGUAGCACCAAAGAUACUGAACAGAGUCAUGGUCUCUCAAUGAGGUUUGAUUCAUUUAAUGCAAAUGAUAGCGGAUUCUUCCAAUCGUCACAGAGUUCCCUUGCAAGGUUUGAUUCCGUCCGCAGCGCCAGAGACUCAGAUCAUGGUCAUGGGUUCCCAGCAUUUGAUGAGACAGAUCCAUUUGGAUCAAGUGGACCAUUUAAGACAUCAUCAAUAGAGAGUCAAACUCCAAAGAGUAGUUCUGACUUCAUUGAUCCAUUCGGGUCAACCGGACCAUUUAGCAUGUCAGUAGAAAGUCAAAAGAGAAGUUCUGAGUACUCAGAUCCAUUUGGUUCAACAGGGCCGUUUAGCACAUCAGUAGAGAGUCAAACUCCAAAGAAAACCUCAGAAUGGAGUGCAUUUUAGUAGGAGAGAAGGGAGUGCGGUACUAUUAGAUUACAUGUUGUCUUUCUUGACAAAUUGAAGCCUUCCUUCCUUUGCUGGUAAGAUUUAUUAAAUAUUGGAUUAGGUGUGGCGGCUUUGGGUUCUUUGAAGAGAGUAUAUAUAAUGUGACAAUUGAGUGAUUGUGCUAUAAGGUUAAUUUUGUUCUUCAAUUUUUGUUUU
Molecule: messenger RNA, 3835 nt
Organism: Pistacia vera
Lineage: Eukaryota; Viridiplantae; Streptophyta; Magnoliopsida; Sapindales; Anacardiaceae
Product: epidermal growth factor receptor substrate 15-like 1
Exons: 13
Coding region: 65-3637 (1190 amino acids)
Biological process (GO): endocytosis; endosomal transport
Cellular component (GO): cytoplasm; plasma membrane; nucleus
Molecular function (GO): calcium ion binding; protein binding
Source: RefSeq, a predicted model, not a curated record